AUGAAGUGUUUUAUUUACGUAGACGAAAGCUUAUUCACUCGUGAUCCUGUUCCGGAAAAACCUUACCUGAUAGGCCGUGUGUUGACGUCGGGACACAAGAGGUCUGUUUUCAUUACGGAUAUCACUGCUGAAGAUGGUCGCCUAGAAGACGGCGUUAUUGGAACUUGGAGACGAAAGGGCAACGGAGACACAUCAGAUGCGAUUCGAGUGUCCUUCACAUUCUUCGCUUUUCCCUUGACUGUUGAAUACCCGGAUUCUGAAUUGACUGCCGAUGGUCGUCAGGAAGCAUGGACUUUCAUCAGAUACUCGAGAAAGGCGCUCGCAUCCGGAGUUCUCCUCCCGGUAUUGAAUCCAACGUGCGAAUUUGUCGAUUUGACGAGAAGCUUGCAGAAGCCCGGGAUGCUGAGAAGACGUCAUCGGAGACACUUUGCGAAUAAGUCCCUGGAUUUGGUUGUGGAGAAGCUGAAUGGCUUCUCUAGCCUGGCGGAUGUGGUGUAUGACAAGGUGCAGCAGAUGGUGUUUUGCUACACGACUCUCCGCUCUGGAUCUUGGCUCGCAUUCUGGAACACUGCAUUAUUGCUGUCGGUUGACCUUAUCCUUGGGUUCCUGCUGACGACAUUGGUCGUCUCUUUCACGGCCAAAGAGAUCAUGGGGUUUUUUCAGAAUUCCACUGACGUGAUAGUCGACAAAUUGGAUCAUCUCCUGGAUUGGCUAAUGGGUGUACCUGUUGGUUUGAAAUUGAACCAGGAGACCAAUUAUGCUUUGGGUCUUUUUUUCAAAUUUCAUAUGUACUUGUGGAAGACUUACAUGGCAUUGAUAACACCAUUGGCUCUGGAAAUACUCGAAGUUGUCUUGUUGCUGGGAAAGUUCGGUCUUUCGCUUCAAUUGAGUAUCCUGAGAGAUAUGGUUUGUCUGGCCGCUUUCCAUGUGUAUUGCUUCUACGUGUAUGCUGCGAGGUUGUACUCGUUCUGCAUCAAGAGCCUAGAAUGCUUCGGGCGUUUAUUUCGAGGGAAGAAGUGGAACCCUUUGAGGAAACGAGUGGAUUCCGCGUCAGAUGAUGAUGAUCGCUAUUACGUCGGGAUCGGAGUCUUCACUAUCACUCUUUUCAUUCUUCCGGCGUUUCUGGUUUAUUAUGUCGUGUUCACGUUGCUGAGGCUGUUGUUCCUGUCUUUGGACGCUGUUUUUUCACUGAUGAUCAAAGCUUUGAAUUCCUUCCCGGUUAGCAGCUUUAUUCUCUGGUUCUGGGAUAGCUCCCUGAUUCAUGGUUGUUACAAAGUGGAACAAGGUGAUGGGAACCCGUCGAAGAAACGGAUGAAUUUAUUGACUCUGAAGUCUGGUCGAUCAAGUCUCUGGGCAACAGUUAAUGCCACAGCUGCCGUUAAAAGCAAACGGAUGGAACAAACUGGAUUAAAGUCAGGCCUUCGUGCCACUGCUACGUGCGUCGCGUCUCAUCUUCGGAAAAGUGUCAAACUUCUUGUAGCAAUGGUCGUGAGUGCGGAAUCGAAAAUAAAAAAGCCGAACGGCGAAAACCCUGACGAGUUGGAGACUAGCAUCGCUCAAGCCCUUGUUGAACUCGAAUCCUCCACUGACGUCAAGGCUCAACUGCGGGAACUCCAAAUCUCGUCUGUCAAGGAACUCGAAUGUCCGCAACGAAAGAGCCUUGUGAUCUUCGUUCCGUACCCUCAACUGAAAGCGUACCAGAAGAUCCACACACGACUUGUCCGGGAGUUGGAGAAGAAAUUCAGUGGAAAACACGUAGUUUUCAUCGCGCAACGCCGUAUUCUUCCGAAACCCACUCGAAAAAUGAGUUUGAAAAGCAAGCAAAAGCGACCUCGAAGCCGAACGUUGACGGCUGUGCAUGAAGCCAUUUUAGACGACCUGGUGUAUCCAGCAGAGAUCGUAGGAAAACGCAUCCGGACAAAGUUGGAUGGAUCAAGACUCAUCAAAGUGCACUUAGACAAAAGCCAGCAGACGACCGUGGAACACAAAGUUGAUACAUUCAAGGCGGUUUACAAGCGACUAACUGGAAAGAACGUGGAAUUCGAGUUUCCGGAACGGAUAUUCUGAAAAUUGUGAAAUGAAAAUUCAUUACUGAAGGGAUGACAA
Notodromas monacha is the source of this 2106-nucleotide messenger RNA. The record is from the annotation of a GenBank genome assembly. Lineage: Eukaryota; Metazoa; Arthropoda; Ostracoda; Podocopida; Cyprididae.